AUGGCGGAUAGUCUGAAUCCAUUUGGUGAUUCAGAUGCUACAGAAGUUGAAAUUGAUGAUGAUAAUGAUUUUGUAUCUGAUUUUCCGCCUCGCCCAACCCAAGUUCAGCGUCAAGAGGGCAUAGAUAUAUCCUGGGAUAGUAUUGCAGCCAAACUACUCAGAGACAAUUAUAUUUUAACAGCAUUAGAGCUUUACACCGAAUUUAUUGAAUCAGGAAGAGAUCUUCCUCGACUCAGAGACUUCUUUUCAAAUCCUGGAAACUUUGAAAGAACCAAAGAAGACUUACCAUCUCCAACUUUGCGUACGUUUAAAAUCAAUGUUUGAUUAAAGAUUCAAUAAAACACUUUUUAUCUUAAAACUUCUCUAUCCACAUAGUACUAAAAUCUGUUAACAUUAAUUAUUAAAUUUAAAUUAUUUAAUACAUAUAAAUUGAAAAUUGGCUAUAGACUAUAUGAUAUAUAGUAAGAUUAUUAGUAUUAGUAUAUGACUAGUGUUAAUUUGGCGCGCCACUUUGAGUUGCGUUGUAGGAUUCUCUCCCUUUUGUUGAUUCAUGGAUUGUUACUAGAGUUUAAUUUUCUUUUUUUAAUAUAAAAUUAAUACGCAGUUGGAAUGUUCUUAAUUAAUAUUUCAUUGGGUGGUUAAUUAUAAUAUUUAAAACAGGAUUUAAAAGAAGGCUAAAUUUUCCGGCAUCUUGCAUUUAGUAUGGAUUUUUCUGACAACUUUGGAUUUUAUUUUUGGUGGAACCUGCAAUAAAGUGUAUAAAAGUAUAUUCUAUGAAACUGUAAGUUGGGUUUUCAUUAUUUAAAAAAUAUUUUGUAAUGUAUUUCUUUAUUUUUACACUUUUCUGACCACAGUGUGAAACCGAAGCACACAUGUUUUAGUGGAGGGAAGGGAUCGACUGCAGGUCAUUGAAAAUUCUUACCGUAUAUGUAGAGGACAAAAUAAAGUGGCUACAUUUGUCACAAAAUUAAUGAGUAGCAGCUGAAAUUACUCCAGGAAAGUGGGCGACUAUAUAAUUUUAAAGUUUUGUUCCUCAGUUCCUAUUUUCGCAUUUCUCAAUUACUAGCUAAAACAUCAGAUUCUCUCUCUAUCCCCAAACCUUUUUAGGUACGUGUGUUGCCACUACUUUUUUUUAUUUUACACUGCUGCCAUCUUGGUAGCAAUAACACAUAAUGCAACCAAGAUGGCAGCAGUAAGAAAUGAAUGGCACGCCGAAUCAACAUGUACCUGAUAUUACUAUUACUACUGACUCAGUGACUGUUACUAUUGUUGAUUAAAAGUAUAGUAAUGUAUAAGAUGUCGUAGUGAUUUACAGUUGGUACUUCUGUAAAAAAUUAAGAAAUUUCCCCAAAAUUUUAAAACUGCAGUUUUAUAAAUCAAUUUUUUAAAUUAAAAAUUGAAACCAACAUAAAUUUUCUUGCUUUAGUUAGUUGUUUUUGAACUAAUUUUUUUUUAAAAUGUGAGUUUGUUUGUCAUUUUUUACACUAUGGACUGGACCUGCACAUUUUAUGACAUAGUUCUGUUGUUUUCAUCUAUUUCAGAAAGCUUUAUAAAUGCAAAAUUUUCAUAUUUUGAAAACAAAAGAGCUUGUAAUGUAAUGUAAUUUAUUUAUAAAUACUUCUAAAACAUAAUUUGAGUAGUGGACAUUGAAAAUUAAACGCAAUUCUAUGAGCCAGAUGUUAUUUUGUGGCAUUUGAGUGGAGUGGACGGUGCAGGGAUAAUGAAAUGAGGCAGGGGUGGUCAAACUACGUCCCUGCAACUGAUAUUAUGCGGCACUCGAAGGCAUUUAGAAAUUUAAUAAAAUACUUUGUUUUUAAAUAAUUUUGUUGAAUUUUACAUAAUUUCAUGUACCUUUAUGAUUGUUUUAACAUUUUUUUAUCAAAUUUCUUUCUAGUUAUCUAUUUUUUUUAAACAGUCCUUGAUUUUUGUCAUGUAAUGCUAAAAUGCCAAUGGUCUGAUUUUAAUAUAGAGUAAUGUUUAUCGACAUGUAAAAAUUGGACAUAAUAUACAUGCGGCCCCUCAGUAGCUUUACAUUAGUCAAUGUGGCCCUCCGCACAAAAAGUUUGCACACCCUGGAAUAAGGGAUCAUGUACAUAAUAUAAUAUAGUCCACCUGGUCAUGAGCAGAGGCUACCACACGUUUUAUAUCUCAAUAUUUGAUAAAAAUAUCAACCAAUUAAGGCUCCUCUUCGUUUUAAUUUAAUUAUAUACUUUUAACCUGGAGUCUCACAUACAUGCUAAUUAUUACUUAAUUUACUCAUGACAAAUUAAAUGUAGUGUGGAUUGCAAAAUUGCUAAGAUAUAUAUGGGAAUGUAGAAUCAGAUGCCUUCAAAACUGUAAGUGUAUAAUGAGUUUAAUUAUUAAGAAAAAAAGUUUUAAAAAUUAACAAUAAACACAACCUGUUUAAAUUUAAAAGUAGAUUCUACCUGCACCGACGCAUGUUGUGGAUACAAAUUUAGUAAUGAUCUUCUUUACUUUAUCAAAGUACCUUUUUAUAGUCACUAAACAAGUCAAAUGACAGUGAAACAUACUAUUAUAGGAUAAUGUCUUCUGAAAAUUACCAUUUAUAGCAUACAUGCACAUUGGGCAACUUGUUAUGCCCAAGUAUUUGUCUGUCUAAUAAGAUACAAUAAUAUAAAAUAUUUAAAUUGCCUUAUUAAAUGGUCUUAAUGCUAAUAAUAUCUUGUUUUUCAAAUUUAUGCAGACAUUUAUUUUAAAAACUGAGAGUGCUACACGAUAAUAACAAAACAAUUGAUUUAAAAAAAACAACAGCCCAAAUCUAUAACUGUUAGCAAGUGUAGUUUUCUCCCUAAGAAAAUCUUGAAAAAGUUGUUAAUAAUGACAGAUAUCAGUAGUUUUAUUUAAUUUUAGUUUAGGCUAUAUCUAAUUAUUUUUGGAAAUUAAAAUUUUAAUGAUAAGAUAACGAAAGCUAUGUACUUUUUCUGCAGCAAGAACUUCAAGUGUACAAACAUUUGACUCACUAGAUUUUGCCCGUUAUUCUGAUGAUGGUGAACGACAAGUUGAUGAGCGUGUUGCUGGUGAGAUUUACUGUAUAUACUUGUGUUAAAGUUCAGAAAUUUUAGUCGUAAACUUCAUUUAUCCAUGGUUCUUUGCUAGUUUUGAUAGAAUUUGUACUCUGAAUACGGGGCAAUGUCGACUUACUGGUAGGGCAAGUGUACUCAACAGUAGCUGUACGUUGACCCAGAUAUGUGGUACACACAGACAAAAACAGCUGUUGAUGCUGAAGUGAAAUCUGUUACCAAGUCACGUGUCAUCGCUGACUUCUGAGUCCGUCAGCAUAUAGUGUUGAGAGGCGAGAAACUGAUUUAAAUUGUUGGCAUGUCACUUCAUACCACCGACUGCAAGAGAGUGUAGGCCUAAUCACACUAGCUAUAGUUUAGUGUACAGUGCAGCGAUUUUUGCUAGGUAAAAAUCUGACAAAAUGAUACAAAUCACAGAAUUUCAUAGCCCCAAGAUUUAUCCUUGACUUAUCCACGAGUCAUAGCAUAUUUCUUGAUGUUUGACUUUUAGAGGAAUGUGUAUGGUAAUUUUACUCAUGGAAAUAAACAUUUUUUAGAAAUGUUUCUACACUGUAUUAUAGAAAUGUUAAAAAAAUUUGAACUCUCAUUCUGUUGAAAAAAAAUAUUUAGUGGAUUAAUAAAUUUGUAACCAAUUCUCUAACAGUUCUAGAAUUUGAAUUGCGUAAAGCACAAGAAACCAUAAAAUCAUUACGUGCAAGUCUUACCCAACAAGCAGGUUUGUAACUUUUCUUUAUGAAUUAUUAUAUUUUUAAAAAGCAUCCUAUUAAAAAUAGUAGUAAAUAAUUUUUCUCAUUUAUAUCAUAUUAAAUCUGAUAGAAAAUGUUCUUUAAAAUCCUUGUCCUUUAAGCCAAACCUUUGAUAGUCAAGUAAAAUAAAAAUUGUCAUCAUCAUGGUUCUAAGAGUUGUUCAGUUGAAAUUGAAAUUAGAUAAAACUUGUGAUAAAGACUUGUGCAGCUAAUCAGUCUGUUACUAAUCAUAAUUACGAAUUUCUUUUAUUUAGUUAUUCUAGGCCCCAGUUUCAUUAGAUCGUCUAAAAAAAACAAUAUAAAUAAUUCAUCUUAUUUUUCUGUAAGAGCUCUACUGGAACUAAAAUAUAUUAAAAAAAAAAAUUGUAUUUCAUGCUUCUGCCUUGAAAACAAUUUACCAGAAGGAAUAUGAUAGAUCUUUGUUACCAUUUGUAAUAUUUGAAAAAAAAAUUUGACUUGUGUACCGGUAAAAAUGUUUCAAACUCCAUGUAAUAUAAAUUUUACCCUUAAUAAUCUGCUGUUUAGUUGUAGAAAAAAAGAAAAUUGAUGCUCAUAAUUAUUUUAGCUAGUAAAACAUAAUGAAGCACUAGCGUUCCUUUCUUUUGUUCAGAAACCGAACUUUCAACACCUGAAAAUCAAUAUAAAGGAGGGCUUGGUGGUCAAGAAAGUGAUACAAUCACUCCAGUGGAAAAGAAAGCCUUGAACUUCCUAGUCAAUGAAUAUCUUUUACAAGCAAACUACAAAGUCACGUCUGUGACUUUUGCGGAAGAAAAUGAGGAGCAGGUUUGUUAUUUAUUAUUCAUAUUCUUUUAUAAGUCUUGAUCAUCAAUGCCAGUAUUUGAUGACUGAAAGCUACUAAUACCGCAUGCCAUAUCCCUAUAUCUUUUCAUUGUUAAAUGUUCAUCGACCUGUUAAGUUUUACCUGCAAAGAAAUUUUGUGUUCUUUCCUAGAACUUUCUAAAUAGCUGGGGUUACUAAUUUAAAAAAAACCCAACAAACUUAGAGUCUUUAUUUUUUUUAUCACAGGAUUUUGAAGACUGGGAUGAUGUAGGACUCAAUAUUCCAAGGCCUCCUGGCCUGGUUCAUCUAUUUAAAGAUUAUAGCAGCCAUGUUGCCCCAAAUAAAGAGAUGACAGAUGUAGGAGUUGGAGUAGACUUUCAGAAGGAUGAAUUCAAUCAUCUUGAGACUGAAUGGAAGUCAAGAAUUGAUAUUCUGGUUUGUGCUUUUUUGGAGAGUACAAUAUGUUGACUAUAAUAAUUGAGUGUGUUAUAGUUGGUAGAAUGUACAGAUAUUUAAAAUGAAAAUUUAAUUAUUUAAAAAAAUCACCAAUCCAUGCACAAUCUCUUACUUGCAUUUUUCUUAUUUAGGAAUCUCAACUGAUAUCUCUAGAUAAAAAGCUUAAAAUAUCGAACCAAGAAAAUGAAAUCUUAGCCCAACAAGUUGAAAUCCUAAAGAUGUAAGUCCUUUAUUCAUAUGGGGGGGGGGGAAGAACGUAUUUAUCAUUUUGUUGGAGGAAAUACUUAAGUCUUUUACUUAAAUAUAAAUUUUUGUCAGAUGAAUAUUCACUCUUAGCUGUUGUGCAACGAAUAUUGUGUGCAAUGUGUUUUGUUUGUUAGUGUAGUUAAUGAAUGCUUUUGGCACCAUUAGGCUUUGGCACCAUUAGGCUUUGGCACCAUUAGGCUUUGGCACCAUUAGGCUUGUGAUCUAUUUGUUAGUGUAGUUAAUGAAUGCUUUUGGCACCAUUAGGCUUUGGCACCAUUAGGCUUGUGAUCUAUUGUGACGUGAUUUUUAUGUAGCUGUGACUUUUAUGUACCUGUGAUAUGGUGUCUAUAGUCUGUCUUUGGUGUACAUGCUAAUCAUUGGGCAGUAGGAGUCUGAGCAUUGAGUGAGAAGGUUGUAUGGUAUUUCAGUAGUGGACUGCGCUCUAUUUGUUUGCAUUAUUGUAUGACGAGAUGUUACAGAAGCCUGGAUUAAAGUUUAUGUUGUUCUUGAAAUAGGACCUGUGUGUCAAUCAGAUUAAGACGUAUUAACAUGUGAACAAACUUGACGUGUGAAAACCAAUCAUUACUGAUCCCGACACUUUUGAAACUUCUUAUGAUACAAAUUUUAGUUUUUUGUGUGCUAAAUGACAUUUUUUUCCAAUGUUAGUUAUCAUUCACAUCAUCUAGACUUGCAGAAGUAAAUAAUGUAGGCCUAAAUAUACUUAUUUAUUUAUCGUUAUUUUGAAUAUUUGUUUUUCAGAGGUAGCACCCGUGAAUCUCUCCAUCAGUCAAAUACUGUAACCCCUUCCCAAAGAUCUGACACAAAUGUUGAACCAGGACCAAAAUUUGGCAGAACAUCAAGUACAGGCUCUGCAAAUGGGCCUCUCCCUGCUUCUGCUUCACAAACAGGGAGCAGUCAUAGGAACAGAUCUGAAGAGACUCACGUGGAACAUGAUCAGUCAAGUUCUCCUGGAGUGAUUGACAUUGUUGAUUCAUCUCUCAGCAACAAUGUCAUGGGAGAAAGAGAGGAAGGGGAGGGUCAGGAGGAGGUGGAGGGAGGCACGACACUGACAACUCUUGUGGCCCCAAGAGAGGAACUAGUCAGUAAUCAUUCACAACCUGAAAAUUCCAUACUUGAUCAUUCUAAACCUCUUGUGCAGGAUCACAAUUCAAGCGAAUUAAAAAACAGGUAAAAAAAUUUUUUUGUAAUUACAGCUUGCCACAAACAAAAUGGAUUUUCUUGACCUGCAAAUCAUUUGCUGGCUUAUUUCUUCUUCUUCUUCUUCUUCUUCUAUAUCUUAAGGGCUCACGAUCAAUUUAUUGAUCAUUUUGGCUCCUAUGCAUGUAGAUGGGAUUUGCAAUAUGUUUCUGUUACUGGUGUUGAUGAGGAAAUCAUGCACUAGGGGUUUGAAGGCUUGAGGCAAUAGACACAAAUGUGUCUAAUGUUGUCGCCUCAACUGUUCCUUUUGAAAGAUGGUUCCAGUCCCUGAUUGUCUUGGGUAGGAAUGAGCAGCUCCUAUACUGGCUUCUUGCUGGUAUGAGCCUGAAUUGCCUGUCAUGGCCUCGUCGCUGUCUAUGUGGGAGAGGGACGAGUUUCUGUUUAAUAUUAACCCUGUGAUUUAACCAUGAUUCAUUAUAUCCCUACUUUACUUCUUCUGUUGUCAAUUCACUGUCCAGUAUUAAAAGUAUUUAAGUUGACCAGGCUUUUUACUUGAUUUGGUGCUUACACUAAGACAAUUGCCUGACAGGACAUUUAGCACACCAGUUGGCUUGAAAAAACACAAACAUUUACCAGGCAUUAAAUGUCCAUCUGCCAAAAGCCUGACCACACAUUUUGACUGAGCACAAACAUUUACCAGGAAUUAAAUGUCCAUCUGCCAAAAGCCUGACCACACAUUUUGACUGAGCACAAACAUUUACCAGGAAUUAAAUGUCCAUCUGCCAAAAGCCUGACCACACAUUUUGACUGAGCACAAACAUUUACCAGGAAUUAAAUGUCCAUCUGCCAAAAGCCUGACCACACAUUUUGACUGCGCACAAACUGAAGUUGAAACUAAAUGCUUUUUAAAAAACACAAACUCCUUGGAUGAAGGUUUAUUUAAGAGAAAACAAAGUUAAGAAAGCUUGGACUAAAAGCUGUCUUCAGGUGACAUAUUACAUAAUCAAAUGUCAUGAUACAAGUAAUUUUGUUGUUGUCAGCUCUCUCUUGUAUAAUAGUUGUUGUUUAAGUAUGUUUAAUUCAAUUUUCACAACAGAUUUUUUAUUAUUUAACAAAUUUUUUUAAUCACUAAUUCUGUUCACUUAUUUUUAUUUUCAAUUAAUUAACAUUCUAAGCCCCGGCUAAAACUUACAAACUCCCAUUUCAGGCAAAUGACAUCUACAUUCCGUAAGGCACUUUUGGAUGUGGCUUUUCACGUGUCCCAAGAUAACCGCAUCGUUUCAGAGGUACCACAUUUGAAUUGGUUUUUCACUUUUUUUUAUUUAAUGAAAGUUUAAAGAAUCAUUUUAAAUAACAAUAAGUGUUAUUUUGUAAACUAAAGAUUGCUACCAAAUAAUAAUAUAAAGUCCUCAGAACUCUUGUUUAUUGACAAGUCUGCACAGCUCCAAUCACUGUCAUUAUAUUAUCAUUAUAUUCUGAUGAUUCUCUCAUUGUAGAUGUCAAAAAUCAGCCAUUCAGAUGUUCAUGGUGUGGUGAAAAUGCUUGCUAGAUGUCUACCUCAUAUUGUUCCUAAUGUUUUGCUGGCCAAAAGAGAGGUGAUUCUAUUUUCAUUAAAAAUAACACAUUAAAAACCACACGCUUGAGAUGCCAUGUUAUUUCUUUGGCUCAACAAACUGAAGCAUCUUCAUUUGCAUUUUCAUGCUUAGGAAUAAGCUUAAAGAGAUUUUCAUGUUUAAGAAAAAGCUUAAAGAAUUUUUUUUUUUUUUCAUGCUUAAGAAUAAGCUUAAUGAAAUUUUCAUGCUCAAGAAUGAGCUUAAGAGAUCUUCAUGCUUAAAAUUAAUCGAGCAGGUUUAAAAAAAAAAAAAAUUGCAAUUUAGUGCUGCACACAAAAAAGUGAUGUUUUUUUGUGUAUUUCUUUUACUAGGAGCUCAUUCCUGUGAUACUUUGUACAGCCAUUCUUCACCCAGAUCC
Messenger RNA from Lymnaea stagnalis (great pond snail), 8398 nucleotides. Lineage: Eukaryota; Metazoa; Mollusca; Gastropoda; Lymnaeidae. The record is from the annotation of a GenBank genome assembly.